GGCUCAAGUGACUGCACGUGAGACAUAAAAAUAGAAUGACUUGUCACACUGCAGGGAGGGUCUCAUACCGAAAAAUCAAAACAACCCUGGGAACAACCGGCAGGACAUUAGCCAGAGAGAGUGAAACAGAGACAGGGAGACAGGCCUAUUCAGAAGGUCUCCCGCAAUUUAUCAUACACGCCACUCGUCUCUACUUUAGGCUAAACCGUGCAGCAUGUCGCGAGGCAGCUUUGUCUUCACACCCACUGCCCUGCGUGCUCUUGAACUUGAAGAGGACAUGCUAGAGCGAUACAAGUACAAGAGGCAGAUGGCGUACAAUCAGCUCAAUAGCUAUAUGUUGAAGAAGGAGGCCAGGGACAGGGAAGUGCUGAAGUCCAGCACUGCUCGCCCUCCAGCAAUGUGCCAAGAUGUGGUUGUUCAGAACGCUCUGUAUACAGGAGACUUGGAGGCUAUGCAGCAACUCUUUCCUAGAGGCUCCACAGCAAACUUCAUCGUUGAGCCACAGGGAGGGGACAUGCACUGGGUCGCCAGAGGGGAAGGAUUAUGGUCACUGACUUACGAGCAGGAACUGACCACACCGCUUCACAUCACAGCUGGUCGAGGUUUCGCAGACUGCCUGAAACUCCUGCUGCAACGCGGGGCCAACGUAGACCUGGCACCAGGUGGCACGACUGCCCUCCACGAGUCCUGCGCAAACUGCCAGCCAGAGUGUACCAAGCUGCUGCUGAGCCACGGCGCCAACGCCAAUGGCGUCUCCGAAGAUGGCCUCAUGCCUCUGCACGUUUGCACAAGCCCAGAAUCUCUUGAAUGUGCCAAAUAUCUCCUUCAGUACGGUGCGGCGAUCAACGGUCGCACUUUUGAUGAAGAUAACACUCCCUUACAUUUGGCGGCCAGGAACGGCCUCCCUGACCACUCUGAGCUCUACCUACGCUACGGAGCGGCUGUGGACAAACCCAACAAAGAGGGUCUCACGCCCCUGAACGCGGCAUGCUCUCAGCCCCAGGAGGUGCAGAAGCUCCAGCGUUACUUCAAGGUGUGCCAGCUGCUGAUGGCAGCCGGGGCUGACGUCCACACCAUGGACCAGGACAAACACAAUCCUUUGCACAUGGCCUGCAAGAAUGCAAAUCCAGACAUAGUGGAUCUGCUCCUGGCUAACGGGGCCUGUGUCAACGACAUGGACUACGGCGGCGAGGCUCCCAUGCACAACAUCCUGAAGGUGGUCAGCUACAAGGUUUCCCAUCACCCCGAGAGGAUCGUUCGUGCUCUGCUCAACCACGGUUCUAUCCGGGUGUGGCCUGGAGCUCUGCCCCUGGUUCUGAAGUACUGCUCUGAAUCUCCACGCACCAUCGAGGUUCUUCUGAACGCCUACAGUCGCCUCAAGGUCACAGACACCUGGGUGGAGUCCGUCUCCACAGAGGUGUUCAAGGAGCACAAGGAGUUCUACGAGUCGGUCUUCUCCUUGGCGCUGACUCCUCGCUCCCUGCAGCACUUGGCUCGCUGCAGACUCAGGAUCCUCCUGGAGGGCCGAGUGCACAAGGUGGUCCCCAAACUGCACCUUCCCACCUUCAUCCAGAACUACCUGCUCCUGGAGUACAGAGGCUAUGUCCACUGAAAAGUGUUGUGCAGCCUUUUGGUGUGAGACUGUUGCAGCAUGAAUCAAUACUCUAUUAUUAUUAUUAUUUUGCCACUAAAGCUUUCAGGAGGAAGAAGCUGCUUUUUCCUCUCACUUUUCUUCCAGAUCAAUCUUUAAGCACAGCUACGUGGUUCAUUUUAUACCACAAGAGGGAGCUCUAGCCCUGAGUUGACAAAGUCCUGUAUACUAUAGCAAGUAUGCAACUGUGUUUUAUAUUUUAUUAACUGCGUGAUCACAUUGUUGUUGUUGUUUUUUUACUUUUGCACUUCAUAGUAAAGAGGCGAACAUGCUUGUAUUUUUAUAAAUGAUAAUUCAUAUUAAUUAAUUUAGUUUAAUCUUAAUUUCCAGAGUAAUGAUGCGUUUAACAUAGUUGACUAACAUCAAAUAUUUGCAUAAAUAAUUAAUAUUUGCACCAAUAUGAUUGUGAUAAGGUGUUUUCUAUCAAAAUUGGGCCAACAAAAUACAAUAAAAUGUUCCAAAAUGGCCAAAUAAUCUAGUCAAUUUUUUUUUAAUUCUUAUUCUCAUACUAUAUUUUCUCUCUAUCGUCUCUUAUGCUUCUGCUUGUCAGGUGCUUCAUGUUUACUGGUUGUUCUUCAUCAAUGUACGUUUUUAUGGAGAAAAAAAAAUCAUGAUACGAAAUUUAUUUAAAAAAAACAAUCCAUUGUAUUAAAGCAAUAUUUAAGUUUAUAAAAGUGACAUCAAGUUUUAAAUUAUAAGUUAAAUUGCAGAAGCUCUCGAUCAUGUUAAAUAAUUACGUUUUGGACGGAUUGUGAUGUGCUUUUAUGAAAUGGCAGAUAAUCUUAUAUUUGAUCAUUGGAUUAAAAAGAAAAAAGACAGUUAGCCUACACCCUUCUAAUUUCUCUCUUAGUGCUUUGCAAAAGCAAAUUAAUUGUGGAUGAUGAUAUGUGUAUAUGGUUUAUGAUUUACAUUAUAAAGAAAAUUGAGUUAAAAAUGUAAA
Molecule: messenger RNA, 2591 nt
Organism: Scophthalmus maximus (turbot)
Lineage: Eukaryota; Metazoa; Chordata; Actinopteri; Pleuronectiformes; Scophthalmidae
Gene: asb10
Product: ankyrin repeat and SOCS box containing 10
Exons: 5
Coding region: 215-1612 (465 amino acids)
Biological process (GO): intracellular signal transduction; positive regulation of protein catabolic process; protein ubiquitination
Molecular function (GO): protein binding
Source: RefSeq, a predicted model, not a curated record